Sphaeroforma arctica JP610 is the source of this 1865-nucleotide messenger RNA. RefSeq lists its product as hypothetical. The transcript is spliced from 8 exons. Lineage: Eukaryota; Ichthyosporea; Ichthyophonida. The coding region runs from base 320 to 1720 and encodes 466 amino acids. The record is from RefSeq and is a predicted model, not a curated record.
CUAGUACAUAGCUGUUGUAUUUCUUCCAUUUUAUUAGACCUAAGUUAGACGAAAACUCAAAUAAGUUCCCCAACAUCAUAGAGUCUUGGCAUGCCUAUGCAUGAAGGAACUUUUGUAGAAGUCAUUGACACAGAGCUGCAUCCGAAGACACAUGCAUAAUCGACCAAGAAGUAUUAGUGUUUAAGCCAAAUCUUCCUAGACCGGCGCUAUACCACGUGAAGCGUACUCUGCAUUCGUUCCUUCUUAACAGACCACAAGCCAUCGAUAUAGAGCUAUACAUAAAUAUAUACAAAUAUAUACUUCGAUCCAAGGUAUCAAUAUGGGAGUUCAGGCUGCGGCCGUGAAGGUGCAUGUGCUCAAGGCCGAUCGUGUUGCCCCCCAUCCGCACAAGACGUACAUCGAAUUAAGUAUUGGAAGCUCAAAGAUAAAGACGGAGCCGUCGCAUAAUAAUAUAUGGGGGGAUAUGUACUCGAUACCGUGUCCCUCGGGCGAACAAUCCAAACUAGAGCUGGUGUUGAAAUUGAAAAGUUUAUUCAAGUCCCAAACGCUUGGCAAGUUCAAGACCCCUCUGCGCAAGCUUAUGACCCAGGGUGUGGAGGCCCCAUACCCUCUGCUGGAUGAUGGCGGUCGUCCAGCAGGUAUGCUGGUCAUGCGUAUGUGGGUGAGUGAACAGCGGGAAGUACCGAACAGCACCGAAUCCCCACUGCGUAGGCAAAGGUCGACUAAGUCUGAUCGCAACGCGGAUGGUGACGGGACUAGCUCACGAGUUAUACCCGAUUCUCCAAUGGGAUCUCGACGUGCUGACAAACCGAAGACAUCUUUUACAAGCAUUGCUUCUCCCGGUGCACGCAGACGAGCAAAGUCAAACGCCCCUGCGUUCACAUCACCGCAGCCCAAACGUGCCUCAUUGAUGUUGGAACCCGAUGACGGCAACACAACUGUGUCUGAUGGAGAAGAGUCAGAAGGUGAGGAUUAUGAUGCUUUCAAGACCAACGCACACAUCAAUACCAACAGCGACGAUAGCUUCAGGGGAAAGGUAAUGGCGCGUGCGCGGUCUAUCUCGCGAAGCGGAAAAGGCGCAAAACCACCCACCAUUCUCCCGCCAGCGCCAAUUAAAGCGCCGGAAGACGCCCUCUCACCAAACAGCAAGACAGCGACCAAUGCCGAGAUGGAGGAGUUGCGCAUCUCACGGGAGAAACUGCAACGCCGUUGCCAAGAACUGGAGACUAUCAUCAUGUCACCCCUCACAUCUUUCGCACCGGUCGAUCUGAAAGAAAAGGAACCCCGCCGAACACUGAACGAAACAAAGUUCACCCAACCUGCCCCGGUAACUAUGAACAUGCCUCCCCCGGACGGCCUCACGGCCACCUUUGCCCCAGGCUUCUCGCAGUCGAUCUGUGGCUGCCUGAGAGAAGGAACUGUCAGCAGCUGUCUCAUGUCUUUCUUCUUCCCCUGUAUCGUCAGUGCUGAGACGCAGGCCGAGGUCGAGGAACGCGAGUGCACCUUCAACGACUGUCUGUGCUACAGUGCCUAUCUCACGCGCCAGUCCGUGCGAGCACGCCACAACAUGGGCUAUAGUGCUUGUGCUGACUGUUGCUGUGCAUUCUUCUGUAACCCGUGCGUGGUAAGUCAGACACAACGGGAGAACACGGCGAGAAUCAAGCUCAACACACAGUACAACUUUGGGGAUGCGUACGGGAACAAGCGGGCGCAGGAUUAGGACGUGGAGUGGGAGGAGAUAUUGAACUUUCACAAUAUAUAGAUAGGUAUAUGUAUGUAUAUAGUUAUACAUGUAUUUAUAUAUAUAUAUGUGUGUAUAUGUACAUGUAUGUAUCUGCAUGUAUGUAUAUAUGUAAUUGAUGCGU